Messenger RNA from Coccinella septempunctata (seven-spotted ladybird), 1514 nucleotides. Its product is annotated as gamma-soluble NSF attachment protein-like. Bases 248 to 1198 code for a protein of 316 amino acids. Gene Ontology annotation, cellular component: vacuolar membrane; SNARE complex. Gene Ontology annotation, molecular function: syntaxin binding; soluble NSF attachment protein activity. The transcript is spliced from 2 exons. Gene Ontology annotation, biological process: intracellular protein transport. The record is from RefSeq and is a predicted model, not a curated record. NCBI's taxonomy places the organism in Eukaryota, Metazoa, Arthropoda, Insecta, Coleoptera, Coccinellidae.
AUUUCAAAUAUUGAUCCAAUUUUCUACGAAGGUGUAUAUUUUCACUUCCACAUCUUGAAAUUGCCAGAAAUCGAUAAAUUCUCAAAAUAAAUACCACUAUUAUCGUUAGUAUUGAGGUAUAUCGCUAAAUCCAGCAUUUUGAAUAUAUCAAACUGACUAAGAAUUGUGCCAAUUGACACGAAAUGAUAAUAUAGUGAGAAACUCCCUGUUAUAAACAACCCUCGAGCGACUAUUUUGUUCAGUGAAAAUGAACAGUGAGAAAAAGAUAGAGGAAGGCUUGGAGCACAUAAAGAAUGCCGAGAAAAGCUUGAAAACCUCCUUGAUGAAAUGGAGACCAGACUACGAAAACGCAGCAGAAGAGUACAAUAAAGCUGCAACUUGCUUCAGAAACGCCAAGGCUUUCGAUCAGUGUAGAAAUGCUCUACUGAAGGCUUCCGAUUGCUUCAAGCAAAACCGGUCAAUAUUUUACGCUGCUAAGGCCUUAGACCAAGCGAUUCUUGUAUCCAAGGAACUUGGAGACUUGAAAGACAUACCUGCACUUGCUGAAAAAGCUGCCAAUAUGUUCCAAACUCACGGAAGUGGGGAAUCAGCAUCUUCCUCCUUAGACAAGGCUGCGAAAAUCAUAGAGGCUCAGUAUCCAGCGGAAGCCCUUCAGUUAUUCAAACAUGCAGCUGAUAUCGCUUUGGUACAAGACAAUUCUAGACAGGCUGCUGAAUAUGUGAGCAAGGUCGCGAGAAUUCACGUGAAACUGAAGGAGUUUGAAGCGGCUGCUGAUGCCAUCAGAAGGGAAUUGGGGUUGAGGGAGCAGUGUGAAGCUUAUCAGGCUACUGGGCGACUUGCCGUUGCUCUAGUUUUGGUUCAGAUUGCCAGGGGGGAUAUUGUAGCAGCUGAAAAAGCUUUCAAGGAAUGGGGUAAUUAUUGCGAAGGCCCAGAAGUGCAGUGUUUGGAGAUGCUGCUUCAGGCUUAUGAUGAAGAAGAUCCAGAGGCUGCAAAAGCUGCCCUCAACAAUCCGUUCAUAAAGCACAUGGACGUUGAGUAUGCGAUACUAUCUAGAGAUAUGCCUUUACCUGAACAAAGUCUUACCUUAGCCAAACCGGUGGUUAAAGAAAACGCUCAAGCAAGUCAAUUCACUGGUCCAAGCAUGCCGAAUGGAGGCUCAGGUCAAGUGGAUGAAGAAGACGAGGAAAAUUUAUGUUAGGAUUUGUUGAGGGUGAAAACUGAUGGUUGGAUAUAUUGGAUAUGAGUUAAUUUUAGAAAUUGCUAUAUCUUGACGCUUUGUGUAUUCCGUUGAACCGAAACACCACCAUAUAAAUAGCCUAAAGCAAUUCAGAAGAGUAUUUUGACCAGAUGUUGAUUUUUUACGGUGAUAAAAGAUACGAUUCAGACUAUUGUUGUUUUAUAUAUUGCAUUAUUUUAUUAUAGUAUAUUAGUGCAUAGAAUUAUUUUCUAUGAUAUAAAGAAAGUUAUUAUGCAUUUUUGUUGAUUUUAACUGUUCAAUAAAAGUAUGAGUAUAA